Lytechinus variegatus (green sea urchin) is the source of this 1171-nucleotide messenger RNA. RefSeq names its product trafficking protein particle complex subunit 4-like (gene trappc4). Gene Ontology annotation, biological process: endoplasmic reticulum to Golgi vesicle-mediated transport. Gene Ontology annotation, cellular component: TRAPP complex. Lineage: Eukaryota; Metazoa; Echinodermata; Echinoidea; Temnopleuroida; Toxopneustidae. The record is from RefSeq and is a predicted model, not a curated record. Bases 119 to 778 code for a protein of 219 amino acids. The transcript has 5 exons.
GCUAGCUAGCUGUAUACUGUCCCACCGUGUACAUGUACACGACGAACGCUCAUAAAUUAAUCUAGAAUUUCAUCCAAAGAUCCUCCGUUUUUUAUGAAAAUCACUCCAUAGAACCAAGAUGACGGUUUACAGUGUAUAUAUUAUCAACAGAGCAGGUGGUUUAAUAUACCAACUAGAUCACGCAAACCCCAAAACAGAAGUGGAAAAGACGUUCAGCUACCCGCUUGAAUUAACGCUGAAGAUCAUGGACGAACGAGUGGUGGUUGCGUUCGGCCAAAGAGACGGGAUACACGUUGGACACACUGUGCUUGGCGUGAAUGGAGAGCAGGUCAAAGGUCGUCAGCUGGAGGAUGGCCGUGAAGUUCUGGAAGUGAUAGCCAAUCAGGAGAAUUAUCCGAUAGCGAUCAGGUUUGGACGACCGAAGCUCUCGACCAAUGAAAGGAUCAUGUUGGCUAGCAUGUUCCACUCAUUGUAUGCCAUCGGAAGUCAACUAUCCCCAGAGCAGAGGUCAUCAGGUAUUCAGCUUCUAGAGACAGAUGCUUUCAAACUUUAUUGCUAUCAGACACUAUCAGGUAUCAAGUUAAUAGUACUCUCUGACCCACGUCAGGGUAGCAUGGAAGGACUACUAAAGAAGAUCUAUGAACUCUACGCAGACUAUGCUCUCAAGAAUCCAUUCUACUCCAUAGACAUGCCAGUCAGAUGUGAGCUUUUUGAUUUGAACCUUCAAGCCACCUUAGAUGCUGCUGAGAGAUCAACAUUCUAUGCUCCAGGCUCGUGAUGAACCAUUCUGAGGACUGAGAAGAUCUGAAUGAAGACAUUUAAUGACUUUAAAAACUCUUUGAGCAUCAGAAUUCAUGUGGAAUCUGAAUCCAGUCUAGUGAUUACACUGUAACAGGUGUUGUCAAUUGCCCAAAGUGGAAUCCAGUUGAUGACCAAUAGCCAUCGUGUAAUGAUAUAACAAUUAUAUUCCGCAUUUUUAUAGCACUUAACACAUCGGAACAUCUCUAAGCGCUUCACAGAUAUAUUAUUACCCUGGUCAUCGGAUCCCUACAUGCCUGCAUGCAAUAAUGCACCUUCUCUACUCCCUGGGGAGCAUUCCAACAAGAGUUCUAAGAUUCGAUUGCUAGGCAUACUACAUAGGCUUUCGCAUCCUACCAGGUACCCAUUUAAC